Messenger RNA from Leptonychotes weddellii (Weddell seal), 847 nucleotides. The record is from RefSeq and is a predicted model, not a curated record. NCBI's taxonomy places the organism in Eukaryota, Metazoa, Chordata, Mammalia, Carnivora, Phocidae.
CUCAGGGACUGGAGCGGCCCUCAACUCACUCUUCAGCUUUGCCACUGUUCCGCAGCCCAGAGGCUCUGCCAUGUCCUUCAGCGCUGACCAGAUUGCUGAAUUCAAGGAGGCGUUCCUCCUGUUUGAUAGAACGGGUGAAUCUAAGAUCACCUUAAACCAGGUCGGUGAUGUCCUUCGAGCUCUGGGCACAAAUCCCACCAAUGCGGAAGUCAAGAAGGUGCUGGGAAACCCCAGCAAUGAAGAGAUGAAUGCCAAGAAAAUUGAGUUUGAACAAUUUCUGCCCAUGAUGCAAGCUAUUUCCAACAACAAGGACCAGGGCACUUAUGAAGACUUUGUUGAGGGUCUGCGUGUCUUUGACAAGGAGGGCAAUGGCACAGUCAUGGGUGCUGAACUCCGCCAUGUUUUAGCCACAUUGGGUGAAAAAAUGAAAGAGGAGGAAGUGGAAGCCCUGAUGGCGGGUCAGGAAGACUCCAAUGGCUGCAUCAACUAUGAAGCUUUUGUCAAACAUAUCAUGUCCAAUUAAAUGGAGCUCUCAAGAUUGUUUAUGAAGACUGGCUGGAAAUUUCUUGCAAUAACACCCAUGACUUACUGUCCAGACCUGCUUACCAUCAUUCAGACAACAAAACAACAUGGACUGUUCUAGACUGAAGGACUCCCUGAACUUUUAUAUACUUCACGUUCCUCUCUGAAUUGUAUUCAUACCACACAAAUCAAGUGUCUCCUGCUCUAGACGAGAAGGAUAAAAUACUGACAACCUCAAAUUCAAGUACCACUCUUCAUUUUCCACCAGGGGUCAAUGAACAUCCUUAAAAUACUAAAUCAAUAAAUAAUUUUGGUCAGUCUGGAA